This is a messenger RNA of Bombina bombina (fire-bellied toad), 3458 nucleotides long. RefSeq names its product TBC/LysM-associated domain containing 2 (gene TLDC2). Bases 620 to 1282 code for a protein of 220 amino acids. Lineage: Eukaryota; Metazoa; Chordata; Amphibia; Anura; Bombinatoridae. Gene Ontology annotation, cellular component: nucleus. The transcript is spliced from 7 exons. Gene Ontology annotation, biological process: response to oxidative stress. The record is from RefSeq and is a predicted model, not a curated record.
UACUUUCUUAAUUCUAAUUUACAUUAUUUUGAAGACUUCCACUUGUUUCUGGUAUUUCUAGUUGAACUUGUUUCCGGUCAGUGCCUGAGUUUACCCGCUACCAGACUUGAGUAAACUAGCAUUAUUGUCCUACACCAGUUGGAGCAAUUUAAAAAAACACACAAUUUUCUCUCUGGAAUAAACUGUAACAUAUUAGCGUUUGCAUUAGAAGCAACUUCAUUUUUUCAGGCACUGUUAGUCUAUGAAACGCUGCUCUUUAUCACCAUCUAGUGGAUUUAAUAAAAAACAACGAAUUUCUAAUGUAUUCCUUGUACACAGUAGACGUGAAUGAAUGACAACCAGCAAGUAUCCGAUAUCACUGCAGUGUAGUUAUAACAACAUAUAAACUGAACUUACAGGUUACCUAUUGCGCAUGAUCUACUCUGUUGAUUUGUAAGGAAUGGUUUGACUUCCAGUUGUAUUAGGAGAGUUUUCACAUCAGUGAAGUUCUCUUUCAUUUAUGGUUUGAAGUUCACGUUGGGGUUGGGUGUGUUCUAUAGCAGCAGCUGGGGCUUCACUUAAUCCAGGACUUAUAGCAACUGCUGAAGGCUUUUCUGCUCCUGCCAACAGUUUAAAGAAUAUGAAAACUCUUCGCUAUGCGUAUACUCCACUGAAGAAUCACACUCAAGAAGCGGUUUCUAGUGAUGAUUCUGAUUUUGAAUGCAUUGAGUAUCCUGAUGUAAAGAGUGACAAACAGAUUAACAAGAAACACACAGAGGAACCGUAUGAGCCCGUCUUGGUUGGCAAAAGCCUAAUCCUAAAAUCAGAGGACAUCAAGCAGAUCGGCAAACAUCUGCCUCCAAGAGUCCUGGGUUGUAAUUGGAAACUUGUAUAUAGCACAGACAAAAAUGGCUUCAGUUUGAGGACCAUGUAUAGAACCAUGACUGGAAUCAGUUCCCCAAUUCUGCUGUUCGUUAAGGACAACGAGGGGCAGGUCUUUGGUGCUUUUUCAUCAGCUGAGCUCAGAGUUAGCCCUAAUUUCUAUGGAACCGGAGAGAACUUCUUAUUUAACUUCACUCCAGAACUAAAGGUUUUCCCAUGGACUGGUGACAAUAUGUUCUUUGUAAGAGGGGAUGCACAGUCAUUGACAUUUGGAGGUGGCAAGUGUGGUAAAUUCGGCCUGUGGCUCGAUGGAGAUCUAUUCCAUGGACGGAGUCAGAAAUGUGAAACCUUCAACAAUAACAUAUUAUCUACAAAUGAACAGUUCCAGAUCCAUAACCUUGAGGUCUGGUCUCUCACAUAAUGUAAAAUAAACUUUCAUGACUCUUCCAAUCCUGAUCUUUCUAUUGAAGUCAUCAUAUUCUAAAUUGUCUGCUGAAGCCUUUCAAUCCUGACAUGUCAACUUAUGUUAUCUUACCAUGAAUUGUCUGCUGAAGUCAACAACUCCUGACAUGUCAGCUGAUGUUACCAUAUUCUGAAUUGUUUGCUGAAGCCAACUACUCCUGACAUGUCAGCUGAUGUCAUCUUAUUCUGAAUUAUCUGUUGAAGCCAACUGAUCCUGACAUGUCAGCUGAUGUCAUCAUAUUCUGAAUUAUCUGCUGAAACCUUGCAAUCCUGACAUGUCAGUUUAUGUCAUCUUGUCAACUUAUGUUAUUUUAUCCCGAAUUGUCUGCUGAAGCUUUGCAAUCCUGACAUGUCACUGAUGUUAUCUUAUCCUGAAUUGUCUGCUUAAGCCUUGUAAUCUUUGACUGAACUUUCUACAGAAGCUAACUAAUCCUGACAUGUCUAAUCCUGAUUCUGAAAUGUCUACUGAUGCCAACUAAUCCUGACAUGUCUAAAGCCAUCUGAUCCUGAAAUGUCUACUGAUGCCAACUAAUCCUGACAUGUCAAAAGCCAUCUGAUCCUGAAAUGUCUACUUAUGCCAUCUGAUUCUGACAUGUCGAAAGCCGUCUGAUCCUGACAUGUCUCCUGAUGCCAUCUGAUACUGAAUUGUCUGCUGAAACCAACUGAACUGACAUGUGUAAAGCCAUCUGAUACUGAAUUGUCUGCUGAAACCAACUGAACUGACAUGUGUAAAGCCAUCUGAUACUGAAUUGUCUGCUGAAACCAACUGAACUGACAUGUGUAAAGCCAUCUGAUCCUGAAAUGUCUACUGAAGCCAGCUGCUCCUGACAUGUCUAAAGCCAUCCGAUCCUGAAAUGUCUACUGAAGCCAACUGACCCUGACAUGUAUAAAGCCAUCUGAUCCUGACAUGCCUACAGAUGCCAUCUGAUCCUGACAUGCCUACAGAUGCCAUCUGAUCCUGACAUGCCUACAGAUGCCAUCUGAUCCUGACAUGCCUACAGAUGCCAUCUGGUCCUGACAUGCCUACAGAUGCCAUCUGAUCCUGACAUGCCUACAGAUGCCAUCUGAUCCUGACAUGCCUACAGAUGCCAUCUGAUCCUGACAUGUCUACUAAAACCAACUGAUCCUGACAUGUCUAUCUAUUUCACCUGAUCCUGGAUUGUUUGCUGAAGCCACCUGAUUCUGAAUUAUCUGCCAAAGCCAUGUCAUCCUGAUUUUCCUGCUGAAAUUUUCUUAACCUGAAUUGUCUGCUUGAUCAUCGGAAUGUUCUUUCUUUUUUUUACCUGGUCAGAGCCCAAUCAGUGAUUUUAUCCUGAACAAUAUAUUGAACCAAGCUCAGUCUGUCCAAUCAAAUUUAACAGAAUCCAUAAUUUUCUCUACCAUCUAAAUAAUGCAUCCUAUUCUAAUACAGCUUCAAAACCUUCAUGAUUGUGAUUCAUGUUCAGUUCUAUGGCAGUCUGUCUCCAUCUAAAUGAUCCCACUUGUGAUGUAUCCAAUUAGUAUACUUCCAUUUGCAGAACGCUUCUAGUAAAAGUUAGCAGUGCUUAGUGAUAAUUUUUAAUGUGUACCAAGUCUGCUUAGGACUCAAAGAAUGAAGUGAGAAUGUCUGUUUAACCAGGCCACCUAUCUCUUUCUGCUACAUCCAUUCUAUUUGUGAUCUUUCACCUGCUCUUAUUCUACUCUGAUUCACCUUAUGUGCAACUUUUUUAAAUUGAUGCUAUCUGUGAGUCUCCAUCCUUAUUCAGUAUUUCCCAUCUCCUAAAUCCAUCUAGUUUGCAAUCUAUUGUUUUUCACAUUACAGUAAUCCAUGUUUCCCCAAUACCCCAUGUGGUGCAGCUGGUAUAUUAGUAUACUCAUGUAACUAAAAGUGAUAUCACCUGGGAAACAGAAUUGCUAAUAUUGAGAUAAAUUUAAAAUGCAUUCUUAGAAACAGGGCCUUUUUUUCUAUAUUUUAUGUUAUCUGCAGUGAAAUGAAUUUAAAUGUACCUUCCAUGCUAGUAUUUUAGUGGUAUAUGUGUUUGUAUAUGUAAUCAUUUAUAAUCAUCCACACUUUUUUGUUAAUACAAAACAAAAAUGUAAAAACAGUGUUUUUAUUGUAGCUAUGCAUUUUUAUAUUAAAAAAAUGUGUACAAAUA